Molecule: messenger RNA, 392 nt
Organism: Paramecium pentaurelia
Lineage: Eukaryota; Ciliophora; Oligohymenophorea; Peniculida; Parameciidae
Source: the annotation of a GenBank genome assembly
AAUGGUCAAGAAUGUUGCUUAAGAGAGUGUUAAUUAAAAACUCUAAUUGGUUGUAAGAUCUGGAAAGAUCACCAUGGGUUACAAAUAAACCUUGAAGUCCAUUAGAAAUGGAACUGCCAAGCUUGUAUUCAUUUCAAACAAUUGUCCAACAAUCAGAAAGACCUAAAUUGAAUACUAUGCCAUGUUGGCUUAGAUUACCAUUGUUUUAUAUUAAGGAAACAACGUUGAUUUAGGUACGGGGGUUUAAUUGGGAGGCUUAGCUCUUCCUAAUUGAGUUUAUGGGCAUGAGUGAUUUUAUCUUAUUUUAGGUACCGCCUGUGGUAAAUUACACAGAUGCUCAAGUUUAGCCAUCAUUGAUGCAGGAGAUUCUGAUAUCUUAACAUAAUAAUGAU